This is a messenger RNA of Amborella trichopoda, 1161 nucleotides long. RefSeq names its product exopolygalacturonase. Lineage: Eukaryota; Viridiplantae; Streptophyta; Magnoliopsida; Amborellales; Amborellaceae. Gene Ontology annotation, biological process: carbohydrate metabolic process. Gene Ontology annotation, molecular function: polygalacturonase activity. The record is from RefSeq and is a predicted model, not a curated record.
AUGGCAUGUGCAGGUGCAGCAGAUACCAAUUCUUCUUCAGCUGGAGAGUUCAAUGUCAUGCAAUAUGGUGCCAUUGCUGAUGGCGCCACGGACAACAGCGAGGCUUUUGAUGCGGCUUGGAAGGCAGCAUGCGAGUGGAAAGGGCCGUCACGCCUUGUGAUCCCUGAGGGAACAUUCCUCGUUGGUCCAGUCCUUUUCAAGGGUCCGUGCCCAAGUGCCUCUCCCAUGGUCGUACAAGUGAAGGGAAAAGUGAAGGCCUCCACAGAGAUGAGCAAAUACCCUUCCGAUGACUGGAUCGUGUUCCAGUAUGUAGAUGGCCUCGUGGUAACUGGGGGCGGGACAUUUGAUGGCCAGGGAGCAUCCGCAUGGAGCCUCAACGAGUGUCCUAAGAAGGCCCAUUGCAAGCUCCUCCCAACGUCAUUAAAAUUCAGUUCCAUUACAAAUGGGGAGAUAAGGGGCAUAAGUUCAGUGGAUAGCAAGCUCUUUCACAUCCUAUUGUUUCGCUGCAAAAACAUGAAAGUCCAGUCCAUCGAUAUCUCAGCACCAGGUGACAGCCCCAACACUGAUGGAAUCCAUAUCAGCUCUUCAUCUAAUAUCUCGAUAUCUCAAACUCGCAUUGGAACUGGUGACGAUUGCAUCUCCAUUGGUCCUGGCACCACCCAAGUAACCAUGAGCAAUGUGUUUUGUGGGCCAGGACAUGGCAUUAGUGUUGGAAGCUUGGGCAAGUUCCCCAAGGAGGAGGAUGUGCAAGGGAUACAUGUGGAGAAUUGUACCAUCUCAGAUACCACCAAUGGUUUGAGGAUCAAGACUUGGGCAGACUCAGCCAGCAGCUCUGCCUCCGGUUUCGCGUAUGAAGAUAUUGUGAUGAACAAUGUGGCCAACCCCAUCAUCAUAGAUCAACAAUAUUGCCCAUACUCUUCUUGCCCACAGAAGGGUCCUUCUCGACUUAAGAUCAGUGAUAUAAGUUUCAAGAACAUUAGAGGAACCACUUCUUCAAAAGGUGCAGUGAAUCUCUUGUGCAGUGAGGCUUUCCCAUGCCAAAAUGUCAAGCUCGAUGAUAUAAAAUUGGAGUACAACAAACAGGGGGAAACUUCGACCGCCUCAUGUACCAAUGUGAAGGGGGUCUCUGCUGGAGUACAAAUGCCACCAACUUGCCUCUAG